This is a messenger RNA of Manduca sexta (tobacco hornworm), 3896 nucleotides long. It is a transcript of the gene Pex1, whose product is annotated as peroxisome biogenesis factor 1. The record is from RefSeq and is a predicted model, not a curated record. The transcript is spliced from 13 exons. Bases 1 to 2922 code for a protein of 973 amino acids. Gene Ontology annotation, molecular function: ATP hydrolysis activity; ATP binding. NCBI's taxonomy places the organism in Eukaryota, Metazoa, Arthropoda, Insecta, Lepidoptera, Sphingidae. Gene Ontology annotation, cellular component: cytosol; peroxisome; peroxisomal membrane. Gene Ontology annotation, biological process: protein import into peroxisome matrix.
AUGCUAGGGGGUGUGAGGCUUAAAAUUUCGUUUACACACGAAAAAACAUGCUUCGCGUAUAUAAGUCCAAAGUACAGCACAAACAAUGAACAGUCACAAUCCAUCCAACUCCUGUACAAAGACAAGCAGUUGUACCUGUGGGUGGUGUUCAACAGCAGCAUCCCCGAGGGCCAGAUAGCCUGCAACCCCAUACACAGCAGACUGCUUGGCUUGGACGAGGGUGCGGAUGUGUUUGUAUCACCGUAUGGUGAUGUCAAGGUGUUGGAUGAGUUGUUUGUUGACACAGAUAGUCCGGAUGAUCAGGAGAUAUUGGAGCACAAUGUAGAACUAUUACAAAUGAAAAUCCUGGAUCAACUCAGAUUGGUAGUAGUAAACCAAAAAGCCAUAGUUUGGAUAUCACCUUCCUUACCAAUCGUCUUCAUGCCGAAGCAAACUGGUCUCCUAGUCAAUUCAAGCAAAAUAAUAGUUAAAGUUGAUGCAUUCAAUAGUUACCAUGGCCUACAGCACACACCCACCACAGUGCCUAAAGAAAGCAAAUUUAAAAACAUAGGACUUAUAAAUGAGGCAAUGCUUCGUCCAUACCUAAAUGCUCCCAAACGGUUGGUUCUAAGAGCAGUCCCUAUAGACAGUGACGGUAAAAAGUUUUUAAUACAUCCUUACACUGUUUUCAUCCAUGAAGAUUUCAUAGAUGAAAAAUAUAGGAAUAUGACCGUAAUUCUUGCAACAAUGAAGCAAAUACCUUCGAUAUUAACAGAUGAUGACACUGACGGACAAAAUAAUAACAAUAUCAAUGAAUUGUGUGUAGAAAUUAUACAGAUUGAUAAUGUGGUGUACAGAAGCUUGUGUAGGGACGUUUAUAAUAAAAAUAUUCCAACGGUGCUGAUACCUAAAUCAUUGAAUGCUAUUAUUAAUGUGGAGAAUGGGAAGAGAAUAAUGUUUACAAUUAUCGGAGACACUUUAGAACAACCAGAUCAUAUAGAUGUAGUGACGUAUUCGGACCAAAUACAGUCAGAGAUGGAUGUUAUAGAGAAAUUCAAGAAUUGUGUAAUAGAGCAUACUCAUUCUGGAAAAAAGUUUUUAAUAAACAAUGGAAUGGUGAAGCAGAAUUUGGAGAUUACGCAUGGGUUCCUCCAAUUUAAACUUAAGCCAGACAAGUUAAAGUAUACAAUGCUUAAUUCGGAAUCGUUUAGGCAAUGUACGAUCGCAGCUAAAUGCUUGACCGAUAGUGAUUUAGUGCUACCUAAACCAGUAGUUUCUAAUUUGGAUUAUGAUUACAAGAAUUAUUGUAGGACAAUCAAAAGUAUGGAGGGGUUAGUUAAGAAGGUUGUAUCUAAUAUUUAUUUUGAGUUACACAGAGAGGCGACGUUCAAAGGUGUUUCAGAGAUCAAAAGCAAUGUUUUGGUUACCGGUCUCAGCGGCACAGGAAAAUCCGCACUCUGCCACAUAGUCCAAAAGGAACUAACAGUCUGGUCUCACAUACUACACUGUCGCUCGUUGAAGGGUCGCAAGGACCUCCCAGAAGUGUUGGGCAAGGCGAUCCUGAUGUGCCAGGAACAUAGUCCCGCGGUGCUGGUGUGUGAUGACGUGGACUCUCUAGUUCCUCCCAAUAUGGAGGGCGCGUCGCCGCCGGACAUUGCUUAUUAUCAAAGGCUAGCGGUAGUGAUAAAGCAUUUACUGCAAACGUGUUCAGGUGUGUGCGUGCUGAUGACGUCACUCAGCAUGAAGGCCUUGCAUCCUACCUUGAGGCAGUUCAGCGGGAAACCAUUGUUCACGUCGCAUUUCGAUAUACCUGAUAUUGAACAGGAUGAAAGAGCGGAGUUAUUCAAACAUUUGCUACAUGACAAAAUCCGUCAAGAGUUCGAAGUGGAAGACGAUGACGUCAUCAAGUUGGCAAUGGAUACGGCCGGCUGUACCAUUAGAGAUAUCACCGACUAUCUCAAUAAGAAGAUAUUCAAGGCAGUGAAAAAGAAAAAAGCAAACCCCGAUGAUCCCAAGCCCCGUCUGGUGGAGGACAUUACCAAGGACGAGGAGAAAGCCAACGCGUUCGACAUCUGGGGUCCCGUGGGAGGUCUGGAGGAGGUCAAACAGGAGCUGACCGAGUGCAUAUUCUGGCCCAUUAUGUACCCAGCCCUCUUCCCGUCGCAGUCCUGCGGGAUACUCCUAUACGGCCCUCCUGGAACGGGAAAGUCCCACAUCGGCUCCUGCCUGGCCCGUCUACACAACAUGCACAUGAUCACCGUGAAGGGACCGGAGUUGCUCUCCAAGUACAUAGGACAGAGCGAGAAAGCUGUCAGAGAUGUGUUUGACAAGGCCGACAUGAAGCGUCCAUGCAUCCUGUUCUUCGACGAGUUCGACAGUCUCGCGCCCAAACGCGGGCACGACUCGACUGGAGUGACUGACCGGGUCGUGAACCAGCUGUUGGCGCGGCUGGACGGCGCGGAGGGCGGAGCGCGGGGGCCGGUGGUGGCGGCCACCUCGCGCCCCGACCUCAUCGACCCCGCGCUGCUGCGGGCGGGCCGGCUGCAGCGGCACGUGUACUGCGCGCUGCCUGAUGCGCGAGGUCGCUACCAAGUCCUGCAAACGUUAACCAAGAGUGUCAUAGUAGAUGAGGAAGUGGAUCUGCAGGAAUUAGCUGAGCUGACCGAGGGUUACUCCCCCGCGGAUCUGAAGUCGUUGCUGGUCACCGCGCAGCUCACCAGGCUUGAGAGACAACUGGUGACAAGUGAAGACAAAAACAUGGAGUCCGUGGUUGUGUUUGUGGAGGACAUCCGGAGUGCCUUAGAGGAGACCAAGCCCUCGCUGUCCAGAGAGCAGAGACUCUUCUAUGAUGUCAUAUACAAAAGGUUCCGAGGCGAAAGUCUUACGUCUGAACAGAGGAUUGUGACCAGCGAACUGCAGAAGCAAAGAGUUACGCUAGCAUAAACAUGUUACAUUACAAUCAAACCAAAGAAAAUUAAUUGAAAAUUAUUUAAAUAAUUACUAUAAUGAAAUGAGUUCGAUUCCUAGACCGAGUCAGUAAAAAUAUAAAUAUUAUCGAAAAACUAUAAUGAUUUCUUAAGUUUACGCAAAUGUUAGACAUUUAAAUUAAACUAUUUUACGAAUUUUACGUAUCAUCAUGGUCAUGGGGGGGAACGGAAAUGAAUGAAGGCUGCAAAGUCUUCGAAACGUCGAGAGAAAAGUAAAAUAUUAAAACCGCGAUAAAAUUCGUAAAAUAGUUUAAUUUAAAUAUUUAAAAACUAAUUUAUCCAGGAUUUAAAUUUAUAUGCAAUAUGGCUAAGGGGCCGUGCAAGUAUUACGUAACGCAAUUUGGGGGAGAGCGGGGGUCUUCUAAAAUGUUACGAUGUGUAACAAGGGCGGGAGAGGGGUCUCAUACAAAGCGUUAUGUGCCAUUGUUUUUUAUUUUAAAACAACAAUAAAGGUAUUUUUAUCGAUUUUCCGGUAUUUAGCGUAAAAUAAUUGUGAAUAUUAAAAAAAAAAUGUUACUUUAGAGUUACAUAACUUUUGAAGGGGGGUACAGGAAAACGUUUAAAAAACUCUUCUAAAACUGCGUUACGUAAUACUAGAACGGCCCCUAACAUCUAUCACAUCAUGGGACGGAAAUAAUUACUGCUAAUGUAGCACUAUUGUCGCCUUUAUCUAAGCCUUUCGAAAAUAAUAAAGCUUGUUUUGUUCCUUUGUUUAAUUCUGUCUACCCUUUUGAGGCAUGCGUGAUAAUGUUACGGUUAGUGUAAGCAAGCUUAUGCAAUAAGAUGCUGUGAUUAUAUAUAAUAAUAUUGGUGCAUUGUUUGUAUGUUGGUAGUACUGUAAGCGCACACGCUGUACUUAAUGUUAUGUAUAUUAUGUUGGUAUUGCUAUAUUUAUUUUGAUGUAUAAUAAAUGAGUUUUAUUGAUGUGUU